AUCUUCUUCUGCAAACACCAUGAGCUCAAUUCUUGAGAGCUUUCAGAAGCGAAGCUUCUUUCCAUCCAGACCCGUAAAUGAAGACCUCCCUGUCUGUCAAAAGAGCCCAAAAGAUCAAGGAUUGCGUCGAAGGCUCUCGUCAAUUUCCCUGAGAAUCAACUCCAUUCCAUCCUCUGCUUCAUCAUUCAAGUUUCUUCCCAGAUCCAAAUCAAUGUCAGCUAUCGGUGAAUCAGCUGGAGGAUCUAUAAGAAAAUGGUGGGAUUGGGGAUGGGCUUGGAUCCAAUCAAGAAAACCUGUAUUUGCUAAAGAUCUAGAGAUGAACGAAGAGGAAAUCGCCAUGCUUGGUAACCAUAACAAGGGUAGCUGGAAACAUGUGUUCUACAAGGUAAGAUCUGAGUUCAGAAAGCUUAUGGGUUCUGAUAACGUUGGUUUACCUCAGACCCUCAGGUACGACUCUUACAGUUACUCUCAGAAUUUCGAUGAUGGCAAGAAGACUCGAGGAUAGUUAAAGCCACUCAAAUCUGCACAUUGGUGUCUUCUUUUUGACAAAUUAAGAUCAAGAAAUAGGAGUUCUUCUGGUUUUGUUGAAUUAGUAUUUUUUGUGGGUGGGUUUAAUUAUUUGUUCAAUCCAUGGAGAUUAUUAAUUUUUUUGGUUGGAACUUGGAAGUCAGUGAAUUGGGUUUGGUGGCCAUGAAAAUGUAAUAUUGAGGAAGGUGAAGGUGGCGUGAAAGUUGGAUCGUAUGGGUCAUAGGCUUCGAAUUGCUCGGUUGUAAAUUAUCUAUAUUUUUGCAUUUCUACAUAAU
Telopea speciosissima is the source of this 803-nucleotide messenger RNA. RefSeq lists its product as uncharacterized. The transcript is spliced from 2 exons. The coding region runs from base 20 to 505 and encodes 161 amino acids. Lineage: Eukaryota; Viridiplantae; Streptophyta; Magnoliopsida; Proteales; Proteaceae. The record is from RefSeq and is a predicted model, not a curated record.